AUGAAGCAUUUAAUAAUAGUUGCUAAGGAAGAUAAUAAUACAAACAUAAUUCAUUCUGAAUUGAUUGAUCAAAGACAAAUUGAACAUGUUGGAAAUUCAUUGAAUUUUCUAGAUCCUCAUGGAAAACAAUGUUCUAAUAAAAAUGUAAAUAAAAAUAGUCAAUAUGAAGAUGAAGUGAUUAAAACUGGCGUUUAUUCAAUACGCUGUUGGUUAGUCGUAAUCAGUUUCAUAACAAUAGCUUAUGUAACCAAGACAAACUAUCUGGAAUAUUCAAAUAAACCAAUUGUAAAACAGACUCAACAUUGUUUCGUUUGUGACAAUUAUGCAAGUUUGUCAGACAGUUCUGGUUUUCGUCCUGGUCCAGGGACCGGAUUAGCAUGGUUUGGUGGGAAGCCAGUAGUUGGUGGUUGGACUAGUAUGUCCAGUAAUGGAAAUCAUUAAGAAAUGGACUGACUAGUUUACAAAUAUCAAGACUGUGUUCAGAAAGAGUAAAUCGUUCGGCAAUCAAGUUGCUUAUCGAUUCAGCAAAUUAUGGAAAGUGUGAAAAUAUAAAUUAUAAUGGUUGUGCUAAAAUUGUGACAAAAAGUUGGAGGGUUCGACCACAACUCGGCAUACCAUCAUUGACUGCUGUAGUUGUAUCACGUACAUGUGCUGCUAUUCCAGAAGGAUAUGGUGUCGGUUGUUUUAAUUCAGUUGGUGGUGCUGGUAUGCGAAGAACUAUAUGCUAUUGUCGAGGUAACUUUUGCAAUUAUU
Molecule: messenger RNA, 753 nt
Organism: Schistosoma mattheei
Lineage: Eukaryota; Metazoa; Platyhelminthes; Trematoda; Strigeidida; Schistosomatidae
Source: the annotation of a GenBank genome assembly